AUGGCAGCCCGAAUAGCUCUCAAGAGGGCGCUCCCCUCUACCAGGAGCGCAUUUACACAUUCCCCCCAACAACCACCACGAUUUAUCACACGACCUUUCUCGGCAUCACUCCCAUCUCUUGCUCCGAAUCCGAAUCCGUCUACUUCAGCAUCAUCGUCACCUUCCUCAUCCUCAACGUCGUCCUCUUCGGCCCCCGACUAUGCAAUUCCCGACCCUACUCGCCCAACACAUUUCGGCUAUGAAACGGUAACAGAAGGCGAGAAGAGGGAGCGCGUGGCUGGUGUCUUUACCAGUGUGGCCGAAUCAUACGACCGCAUGAACGAUCUCAUGUCUUUUGGCUGGCAUCGUGUGUGGAAAGACCACUUCGUCGCCUCUCUCAACCCGGGCUUCUCCCCCCUCACCCCCGGCCCCGACCCCCGCGGACCGCAACACAUCCUCGACAUCGCCGGCGGCACAGGCGACAUCGCCUUCCGCAUGCUCCACACCGCCCAUGUCGUCAACGCCAACCCUGCCGUACGCGUAACCAUCUCCGACAUCAACCGCGCCAUGCUCACCGUCGGCAAACAACGCUCCACCACCCUCCCCGCCUCCCAACAAGCAUCCCUCUCCUUCGUCGAAGCCAACGCCGAGAACCUCUCCCAAACCCGCCCCCUUCACCCUUACCCCUCCCCAAUCGAACCCACCACCCACGACGCCCACGGUAACACAGAGCAGGCCUUCUUCGACCCGGCCACCUCGACGGCAUCGAUCCCUUCGGCUUCCGUCGACCUCUACACCGUGGCCUUUGGCAUCCGCAACUUCAGUAACAUCCCCGCGGCGCUGCGCGAAGCGUACCGCGUGCUGAAGCCGGGGGGUGUGUUCGCCUGUCUGGAGUUUAGCAAGGCCGAUGCGCACCCGGUGUUCAACGCGUUGUAUAAGGAGUGGUCGUUCCGCGCGAUUCCGCUCAUUGGUCAGCUGGUGGCGGCGGAUCGAGAUAGUUAUCAGUAUUUGGUGGAGAGCAUUGAGCGGUUUCCGAGUCAGGCGGAGUUUCGGGAUAUGAUUGUGGAUGCAGGGUUUGUGGUGGCGGGCGAUGGGUGGGAGGAUUUGACCGGGGGGGUGGCGGCGAUUCAUAAGGGGAUGAAGCCGAGAGCGUGA
Dichotomopilus funicola is the source of this 1134-nucleotide messenger RNA. RefSeq names its product ubiE/COQ5 methyltransferase family-domain-containing protein. The record is from RefSeq and is a predicted model, not a curated record. Bases 1 to 1134 code for a protein of 377 amino acids. The transcript is spliced from 2 exons. Gene Ontology annotation, biological process: ubiquinone biosynthetic process. NCBI's taxonomy places the organism in Eukaryota, Fungi, Ascomycota, Sordariomycetes, Sordariales, Chaetomiaceae. Gene Ontology annotation, molecular function: methyltransferase activity.